Messenger RNA from Stegastes partitus (bicolor damselfish), 2130 nucleotides. Its product is annotated as cell differentiation protein RCD1 homolog. The record is from RefSeq and is a predicted model, not a curated record. NCBI's taxonomy places the organism in Eukaryota, Metazoa, Chordata, Actinopteri, Pomacentridae. The coding region runs from base 335 to 1234 and encodes 299 amino acids. Gene Ontology annotation, biological process: mRNA catabolic process. Gene Ontology annotation, cellular component: CCR4-NOT complex. The transcript has 8 exons.
UUGUGCUGCCUCGUUAGCUCAACAACAACGAGCUACAACAUUGUGUUGUUUCAUGAAUAGCGUUAAGUUUUGAGGUCUGAAAGUAUUAGCGUUUUGUUAUUCUGUAAUCUCAACGACGUAUUGUGUAUGUUGCUGGAAGUUAUGUUGGUGUACACGCUUUCUGGUUUACAUUUGUCGAUACAUUUAGCAGCUAGGUCGGGCUAGCUGUCCGCACUUAGCGGUGGUUACUCUAAGGUAGGAGUAUUACAACCAAAUUAGUUUUGCUAUUUCAGCACACUUUACUUGAUCCAGUUAGUUUUUAUCAACACGUCGAUACCACCAAGAGCUUCAGAGAAUGCUGGCGACGGGAGCGGCUGUAACUAACGUCACAGCCCUGGCCCAGGUAGACAGAGAGAAGAUCUACCAAUGGAUCAAUGAGUUAUCCAGCCCAGAGACCAGAGAAAAUGCCUUGUUGGAGCUAAGCAAGAAACGUGAAUCCGUGCCAGACCUGGCACCGAUGCUCUGGCAUUCCUGUGGCACUAUUGCUGCCCUGUUGCAGGAGAUUGUGAACAUCUAUCCAUCUAUAAACCCACCUACGCUUACAGCUCACCAGUCCAACAGAGUGUGCAAUGCCCUUGCACUUCUGCAGUGUGUUGCCUCACACCCAGAGACACGGUCGGCUUUUCUUGCAGCUCACAUCCCUCUUUUCCUUUACCCUUUUUUACACACUGUGAGCAAAACGAGACCAUUUGAGUACCUGCGACUUACCAGCCUCGGAGUCAUAGGUGCCUUGGUCAAAACAGAUGAACAAGAAGUGAUUAACUUCCUUCUCACCACUGAAAUUAUCCCGCUGUGUCUCCGCAUCAUGGAAUCGGGGAGUGAACUCUCCAAGACGGUUGCUACUUUCAUACUGCAGAAGAUACUGCUGGAUGACACAGGACUGGCAUAUAUAUGUCAGACUUAUGAACGUUUCUCCCAUGUGGCCAUGAUUCUCGGCAAAAUGGUGCUGCAGCUCUCCAAAGAACCAUCAGCUCGUCUGCUGAAGCACGUUGUUCGCUGCUAUCUUCGCCUCUCGGACAAUCUCAGAGCCAGAGAGGCCCUGCGUCAGUGUCUACCAGACCAGCUGAAGGACAGCACCUUUGCUCAGGUGCUGAAAGAUGACACCACCACUAAGCGCUGGCUGGCACAGCUGGUCAAGAACCUGCAGGAGGGCCAAGUCACUGAUGCCAGAGGCAUUCCACUGGCUCCACAGUGACGGGCUGCGAAUUCACCGCGGACACGAACGGACUCGCUGUCUAGAAUUUGAAUUUUUUUGCCAAAUGUGGUGCUAAGACUGCAAAGUAAAGGACAUAAAAGAGGAAGAUAUUUUUGCUUUCGGAUUGCUCAAUUUCCAUUUUUGGACAUGAGGCCCCUUUCACAACUGAAAAACCUUUUCUUAAGAGUCCACAGAUGGUAGAUCUUUAAAGCCGACAGAUGUUUGAGAAUAAGUUUGAAUCCAAUAAUGAUGUAUUGGCUGAUAUUUGCUUUUGACAUAAAUGUUUUGACCAGACUCCUCAAAACUGGUUGAUAAAGAGUUGUGAUGACGAUAUUUAGUUCAGACAUUUUUAGGUUAAACAAUAGACCUUACUAUCAAAACAAUGACAGUAUUUUUUCAACAGUACGCUUCACAUCAAAUUAAACAACUGUAAGUAGAGAAAUAUGCAUUGAACUUGCAAUAAGAAACAAUGGCCAGAUGUACAUUAAAAUGCAGCCUAUGAAAUUACUGUUGCCGUAGUCAUGAAGCAAUUUCUAUCUGAAUGUCAACACAUAGGUCACUUCUGAUAUAAAAUAGGCCAGCAAUAGUUGUUAAUAUCAACCCUUUUAAAAUAUCAGCCGACACUUCUCUCUUCCCGUUUAUCACUGUAAGUUUCAGUAACAUUCCAUGUCCAAUAGGAACAGUUAUUUCUUGCAUUUUAUGUUUCAAAUAAUACUUUGAUCUUCUAUAUGACUGCUUGUGUCUCUUUUUUUCCCCCAAAAAAAGUCUGUUCACUGACACUACAUGCAACAGUUUAGUAAUACAGGGAAUUUCUCAAGGUUUUUGUGUGUUUACCGUCAUCAUUUUGAUGGCCCAAUUGUACAAAAAAAAAAUUUAAAUAAAAUCUCAGGAGCGGA